Molecule: messenger RNA, 565 nt
Organism: Corylus avellana
Lineage: Eukaryota; Viridiplantae; Streptophyta; Magnoliopsida; Fagales; Betulaceae
Source: RefSeq, a predicted model, not a curated record
UAGCAGAAAAGGCCGGGUUUGGCGAUCGAUCAUGAAGACUGUUGCUGUAUUCGUCGUUGCGUUCAUCUUGGUGGUAGCAACUCUGCAAGCCAGUGCAGAAGGGCGUCAUCGCCUAAAUAUUGAAGGGACUCAUGGGCGAAAGGAUAAUGUUGGUGGCGGUGAUGCAAAAGGUCAACAUGCAGCAGCCAACAAGGGCGCCGGCGCUGUGAGCUCGGACGAGAAAGCCAACAACGGCGAUGCGGAUGAAGUGAACCCAACCUACCAGAGCUAUUCUAAUUCUGGAACAUCCCCCGGAACUCACCAUUAUUACCCGGAUGACAAGAGGCCCAGCCGGCACUGAGCUUGUGAGCUACAAGAAUGCAUGCAUGCAUGGAGCUUGUAUGUGUAUGUGUAUGGUGUGGCUUUGAAUAAAGUGAAACCAACAUGCAUGGUAGCCAAAAAAAAGAUAUGUAUGUAUGUAUGUAUCUAUGGCACAUGUUUAGUUUCACCAUGAUGAUGAAGCGAUCUUCAGUACUUUAUCUAAAUUGUCUAUUGUUUGUGUACGUGUGCGACAGGCUUUUCAUGG